AUGCAGAUCUUCCCCCUCGCUUUUGGAGUGGUCGAAGUGGAGAAUGAUAGUGGUUGGUUAUGGUUUAUUAAACAUUUACAACAGUUUGUUCCUGACGAAGAAGAUUUGGUAUUUGUAUCAGACAGACAUCCAUCCAUUUACUCUGCACUUGGCAAGGUUUAUCCACUAGCCCACCAUGUCGCAUGUGCAGUCCACCUUUUUAGGAAUGUGAAGCAUAAAUUUAAAUGCGGUGGACUUGCUAGCAUGGUUUCAAAAGCUGCAAGGGCAUACACAGUAGGUGAUUUCGAGUACUGGUGGAAAGAAAUUGAGGACCGGAAGCCAGCUUGUGCCGUCUAUCUUAGAGAAAUUGGUUUGUCUCAUUGGACUCUUUCUCACUUCUCUGGAAAUCGGUACAAUGUAAUGAGUAGCAACAUCUCUGAGUCCCUAAAUGCAGCAAUGGUUAGGGCGGUGGAUUACCCUAUUGUUUUGAUGGUAGAAUUCAUAAAAGCUAUGUUGAUGAGGUGGUUUUGGUGUAGGAGGACAAAAGCACGUAAAACGAAGACAAGAUGUACACCAGAAAUGGAAGAAAUGUUGAUAGACCACUUAGAAGCGUCGGUGGAUUGUGCUGUAUCAUCCGCCAGUGAUUGGAUAUAUCAAGUUAACGACGGAAUCGGUUGUGUUUUUACAGUAGAUCUGGAGAAUAAAACAUGUACCUGCAGGCGGUUUGACGUGCUCAAGAUUCCUUGUUGUCACGCUUUGGCAGCCUCACAAGUUGGGGGAGUUGAUAAGUACACUUUGGUUGAUGAAAAUUAUUUUGUAGGUCCGUGGAUCAACAAGUACAAGGGUAUAAUUAUGCCAGUCCCUAAUGAGAAAGACACGGUUGUCCCAGAAACAUGUACGGAGGUUGAUGUGAAUCCACCAAACACAAAAAGAGGUGGUGGAAGACCACGUAAAAAAAAGGAUACCAUCUCAGGGGGAAGGGCAUCACGGCAAGCAAAAAGGAGGAAAGCAGAAGAAAAUCCGUAA
Molecule: messenger RNA, 1005 nt
Organism: Camelina sativa (false flax)
Lineage: Eukaryota; Viridiplantae; Streptophyta; Magnoliopsida; Brassicales; Brassicaceae
Source: RefSeq, a predicted model, not a curated record